Molecule: messenger RNA, 1878 nt
Organism: Chaetura pelagica (chimney swift)
Lineage: Eukaryota; Metazoa; Chordata; Aves; Apodiformes; Apodidae
Gene: GCC1
Product: GRIP and coiled-coil domain containing 1
Exons: 2
Cellular component (GO): Golgi apparatus
Source: RefSeq, a predicted model, not a curated record
CCCCAGGCUGGCAGGAGGGUCCUGCAGCUGAAGACCCAACUGGCCACCCUGACCAGUGCCCUGUCCACUGUCACGCAGGAGAAGUCCCGCAUGGAGGCCUCCUACCAGGCAGACAGGAGGAAGAUGAGGCAGGAGCUGGAGGAGGGGGGGAGGAAGGCGGAGGAGGAGGCGGGGAGGCUGGGAGAGGAGCUGAGCUCCCUGCAGGAGCAGCUGGCAGAGACCAAGGCCAGGCUCAUCACCCAGCAGCACGACAGGGCCCAGGAGCAGGGGGACCAUGCCCUGAUGCUGAGGGAGCUGCAGAAGCUGCUGCAGAGCGAGAGGAACUCGAGGCAGGAGGCAGAGCUGAAGCUGGAGGAGACCAGGGAGGUGCUGGCCGGGAGGGCCACCGCGGCCGAGCGAGCCCAGGGCUACGAGCUGCAGGUCAGGCAGCUGAGCCAGGAGGUGGAAGAGCUGAAGAAGGAGCUGCAGGCUGUGCAGGAGGAGAACAGGCCAGACCCCCGGGUGCAGGACCUGCAGGAGGAGAUGGCCAGCCUGAGGAACCACUUCCAAGUGCAGCUGCUGCAGGAGAUGAGGAAGGCUGCCCAGGCCGAGGAGCAGCUCCGGCAGCGCGCGCAGCUGGAGGAGCGACGCGUGGCCGACCUGGAGGGACGAGUGUCCGAGGUCUCCGAGCUGCUGGGCACGUAUGAGAAGGCCAAGCAGAAGGACCAGGUGGUCAUUCAGAAGCUGAAGGACCGUAUCGUGCAGCUGGACCUGGAGAACAAGACCCUGGCCAUGGCUGCCUCCAGCAGGGCCCCCCUGGAUGUCCAUGAAGAAGCCAACCUGGACGUGAACGUUCUGAAGGAUAAAAUGGAGAAGCUGAAGAAGCUCCUGCAUGUGGCAGCUCAGAAGAGCCAACCCAGCCUGGGCAUUGAAAAGCUGGGUGAGCUGGAGUCUCCAAAGGGCACCGAGGCUGCUGAUGGGGAGAAGGCCACAGCUCUGUACUACCAGCAGGAGCUGAAGCAGCUGAAGGAAGAGUUUGAGAGGUACAAGAUGAGGGCACAAGUGGUUCUCAAGAACAAGUCGGCCAAGGAUGGCAACCUGGCCAAGGAACUGGAGGAGGCUCAGGAGCAGCUGGCUGACCUGAAGGAGAAGUACAUUGCUCUGCAGCUGGCCUCUGAUGAACUGGAGAAGCAGCACCAGCAGGACAUGGAGGCCAAGAAGCAGGAGCUGUCCCAGCUGCAGCAGCUCCAUCGGCAGGAGCUGGAGAGGUGCCAGCUGGAGUACAGGGAACGGGCUCUGAGGCUGGAGGAGGAGAUGCACAAGCAGAGGGACAGAGCUCUGGCUGUGCUGGCAGAGAAGGACCAGGAGCUGGAGCAGCUGAGGUCCCUCACGUUGCCUUAUGGGUUUCCAGGGUCCAAAAACCACCUGAUGUCAGGGCCUGAGGCUCCUGGCGAGGACUCGGCAGGACCUGAUUCCUCAGAGGUUCUGCCCCAGGCUCUUCACCUCUCCAGCAGCAGUGAACCCACCUUCAUCCUCUAUGCUGAGCAGCUGGCUCGGAAGGAGGUGGACAUUGUUGCUCUGAGGAAGCAGAAACACAAGCUGGAGAUGCAGGUUCACCAGCUCCAGGAGAAAAUCCUGGUGGAGGAGGAGAAGCACCGGGAAGAGGUGUCAGCCCUUCAGAGCCAGAUCGAGAAGAACUGCAGGGACAGGAGCAGGGAAGGAGCCAACCUGGAGUACCUCAAGAACAUUGUCUAUAGGUUCCUGCCCCUGCCCGAGUCCCUGGGCCGCCAGCAGACCCUGGGGGCCAUCCUGACCAUCCUGCACUUCAGCCCUGAGGAGAAGCAGACCAUCACCAAGCAGUCAGCCCAGGGCAGCUGGUGGCUUUCUGGGAAGAGAUGA